Molecule: messenger RNA, 2862 nt
Organism: Danaus chrysippus (African queen)
Lineage: Eukaryota; Metazoa; Arthropoda; Insecta; Lepidoptera; Nymphalidae
Source: the annotation of a GenBank genome assembly
AUGAUUUUGUGGUAUUUGUUGUUAGCGCUGUGUGUUUGGACUGUUGCGUUCAAGUAUAGGAGGCGUAGGAUGUACAAGUUAGCGGCACUUGUACCUGGUCCCAAAAAAGAAUAUCCUAUAAUUGGUGUUGCUCCGGAUUUGGUGGGAACUACUGAGGUGGUAGUGCAUCCUACUGAUUUGGAAAUGAUAUUGAAAACGUGCUUAGAAAAAGAUGAUCUUCAUAGGUUUAUACAGAAAAUCAUCGGUUAUGGAGGAAUAUUUGCACCAGUAUCGAUCUGGAGACGACGACGUAAAAUAUUACUUCCUACGUUCAGUCCGAAAAUACUCGAGAGUUUCGUUGAAGUUUUCUCCGAACAAAGUGAGAAACUUGCAAGUAAAUUAGGAGAACGAGCCUCACAGAACUCUUUCAGUAUCUGGCCCUUUGUAUCAUCAUACACAUUAGAUUCUGUGUGCGAUUUACAAAGUUUUCAAAGAAAAAGUUUUCUGGAUCUAUUAAUUAAGUUGUCUGGUGGAGAGAAGGGUUAUACUAAUGUGGAGUUGAGAGAAGAAGUUAUGACUUUGACAAUCGCUGGCACAGAUACAUCUGCUGUUGCGAUCGGAUUUACUCUCAUAUUAUUAGGAAAAUAUCCAAAGAUACAAGAUAAAGUCUAUGAAGAGCUGUAUGAAGUGUUCGGAGAUUCCAAACGUCCUUUAGUAAAAGAAGAUUUACAGAAGUUAAAAUAUUUAGAGCGAGUAGUAAAGGAGUCAUUAAGGUUAUUCCCGCCAGUACCUUUCAUAAUAAGAAAAAUUGAUAAAGAAAUUGAAUUGCCAACAGGCAAGCGUCUCCCAGCCGGGGCUGGAGCAGUGAUAUCAAUUUGGGGUUGUCACAGAAACCCUAACUUCUGGGGUCCGGAUGCUGAAUGCUUUGACCCAGACAGAUUUCUACCGGAGCGUUUCGACUUAGUAAAACCUGGUAGUUACUUACCUUUUAGUAACGGACCCAGAAAUUGUCUUGGAUAUCAGUACGCGUUGAUGUCAAUUAAGACAGCUUUAUGUGCAAUAGUAAGAAAUUAUAAAAUAGUUGGAGAACCAGAAGCCACUCCUAUACCUCAUAUAAGAGUAAAAUUGGACGUUAUGAUGAAGGCAGUGGAUGGGUAUCAAAUUUUAGAGAUGGCUCAAGUAUGUGAUAGUGAUGGUCCAUUUAUAUAUCGCUUAAAUGAUAACGGUUCCGGACCUAGUCUUCUUGUUAAGAUAUUUACUGAACGUGGUUGGCGAAUGUACCAGGGCUACAGUGGCCCAGAGGAGAAAUGGAAUCUUUGGUGGAGGACAAGUGCUUUUCCAGCUACUUCCUACAAGGCCUUGGGAGACUGGCAGUUUAUGAACCACAUACCGAAAGGCGGCUCAAUUUGUCGGAAGGACAGCUUGUCGAGAUUGCUCCGAUGUAUGAGAAGAAUAUACGGAUCUAUUUAUGACUUCAGCCCGCCUUGUUUCCACUUACCUCUGGAGUACGCGAAACUGGUUUCCGAGUGCUCACGACUCAGACGUGGCGAUGAUCCAACCAGCUCGAACGUGGUGUGGAUACACAAACCAGUGGCGCAGAGUCAAGGACGAGGGAUCUUCCUUUUCAGGAGUGUCUGUGACAUGAGAUGCGGUAGUCCUGCUGUAGUACAGAGGUACAUCGAGCGCCCUCUAUUGAUAGCGGGCUACAAGUUUGAUCUCAGAUUGUACGUAUGUGUUCCCGGCUAUCGUCCGUUGACGGCUUAUAUGUACGCAGAGGGAUUGGCGAGAUUUGGAACGGAUAAGUACACUUUAUCUGACAUCCACAAUCCCUAUCGACAUCUUACAAAUUCAUCUCUUAACAAAACUGGGCCGCGGUACGCAGAGUGCAAGGACAGAAUAGGCAGUGGUUGUAAGUGGACGCUGAAGCAAGUUAGGCGAGCACUGGUCGGAAGAUGGGGUGCUGUGGAAUGGUUGGUUUGGCAAAGAAUACGAGCGUUGGUUACAUUAACUCUACUCGCUCAGGCUGCUGGAACUCCGCCAGCAAGGAAUUGUUUCGAGUUUUACGGGUUCGAUGUACUACUUGAUGACUGUUUGAAGCCUUGGCUCAUUGAGGUGAAUUUAUCACCCGCUUUGGCUGCUGACUGUGAAGCCGAUGUGACAGUGAAGCAGCCAAUGUUACACGAGUUAUUUGACCUUUUGGGUCUUCCUAUGCGACAUACGGGGUUGUCCUUGCUACAGGGGCCACCGACUCCACAUAUAAGCUGCAGUUCUGAAGAGGAAAAUAGUUCUGCUAAGACUGUUGGACGAGCGACUGGGCCGCGUAUCGGGAGACGAGUGAGAACACGAAGAAGACGAGCCAUGCCCUUACACUGCGUUACUCUACAAGCUCCAAUGACUGAGACCAUUACAGAUUUAGCGGAAAAAACAAAAGAUAUACAAAUGGGGCGAUUAUACAAAACGACGUCAGAUGUGAGCCCGGAGAGUUCAGACUCACAGUGUUCGACGACAGUAACUCCAUCUACGGAGCCUGUAGAUGAAUCUUGGCGUGGUGGGUAUUCAACGGCUGCUUCUCGGCGAAGGAUGAUGGCCGCUUGCUCUUGGGGUAACGGUGUACGCUGGGAUCGUGGGGUCGGACGAGUGGGUCACUGGGUCCGAAUAUACCCCCACUCGCUGCCAGCUGACGAUCAGCUACCAAGUGAAGACGUCAGGGAGAGUGUAGCUCAAGUAUCUAAAUUCUUGAGAGCAGCGCGUGAAGUCGCGAAAGACGGGGGCAGAGACAAAAAAGCAUCUCGAGACGGAACGAGAGAUUCGAUAUUUGAAGUCACUCUGCGCAAAAAACUCGAUUAUGACCAUAACUUUGAAGUCUGGCUGCCACCUUUCUAG